ACCAUGAAGGCCUCUCUGCUGCUAACUGCCGGCCUGUCUGCCGCCAGCCCGCUCUCUCUAGCCAUACGGGACUCCGGUCUCCAAGCUUGUAAUCCCUCGGGUGCUACGUCAUCGGCUUUGCCCAAGACAGGCUCGGAGCUAUCCUCGUUGUACACCAGUCUCCUCUCCUCGGUGAAGGGGCAAAGCUUUUCCGUCAAGCAGACGCAAGAUGGCGAUGACAGUUCGGAUUCGGGUUCUUUCUGCUGCGCCCAAGGCACGAGCUGCCUGACGCUGGCCGAUUUCUCGAUCCCGUUCUGCUACGACAAGUUCACUACCAACUACAUUUUUCCAGACGGCUCGUCGGGCAACAUUGUCUCUGGCAAUUACAACAGGACCGACGGCUCAUCAGUAAACCUCCUCACUGGUGACUACACGGACAAUGGAACUUCGGGAAACAUCUACUCCUCCGAUGCCGCGGACAAGCCGAACACGGCAACAUUGUCGAUUCCUCCUCUGUACACUGCAUCGGGUGUCGGUAGCGCCAUUCCCAUUAGUGCUCUCGGUACCAUUGUUGUCUACACCACUACGGUCCCUGAAACUACGAUCCAGCCCACGACAAUCCCCGCCUCGACCGUCAAGGCCCUAACGGUUUCCGGGACAACCAUCGCCGGCUCGACAACCGUUACCCCUACUACG
This is a messenger RNA of Aplosporella prunicola CBS 121167, 675 nucleotides long. RefSeq lists its product as uncharacterized. The annotation marks the transcript as partial. NCBI's taxonomy places the organism in Eukaryota, Fungi, Ascomycota, Dothideomycetes, Botryosphaeriales, Aplosporellaceae. The record is from RefSeq and is a predicted model, not a curated record. The transcript has a single exon.